This is a messenger RNA of Aureobasidium melanogenum CBS 110374, 819 nucleotides long. RefSeq lists its product as uncharacterized. The record is from RefSeq and is a predicted model, not a curated record. The coding region runs from base 1 to 819 and encodes 272 amino acids. The transcript has 3 exons. Lineage: Eukaryota; Fungi; Ascomycota; Dothideomycetes; Dothideales; Saccotheciaceae.
AUGGUCAUGGAACAGUACCCUCAGGACGAUCUAGAUCAGGGCUACAGCAUUGAUCAGAACAAAAUGCUCUCCGCCAAAGUCUCGCCGGGGAACUUGGAGCAAGCCGACACUUCUGUCGAUUCUGGUCAGCCUCAAACUGCUGCUCCUUUCCAACAGUUCCAUCCAUCUAUUUUGCUCUCUCAACUCCGUGAAAGCGAGCCUCAAGACAGCCCAGGUCACACUCGCGGCGUUGAUCAGGUCAACAUCGCUCCUGCUGAUCCGUCUCCCGAGCAAAGACUCCGUAGCAAUGAGCAAACCCCCUUCUCCGCAGACGGAAGUCAAAUCUCUCUCCAACAAGACGCUCUCUCUCCGACCACAGCUUUUCCUCAAGACGGCUCUGUGCUGCUUGGAAUUCCCAACAGACCCGUAAGCUUCCUUGCACCCCUGGUUGCAAGGCCCAGCCUCGCCGAUACGGACCUGGCACUGGCCAACAUGACUGAGCUGCAGAGCUCCCCUAGCCGUGUCCUCCCGAUCGGCGAGCUCAUCAUCUCAAACGCUAAACGCACCUACACUAUCUGGAUCCACAAGCAACCCAAACCUGACAUAAUCUCAAUUCAAAUCACCAUGACCAACGUCAAUACCACGACCAGCUUCACGAGCUACAGUGGUGUUUCUCGUUGCUCUCCUUCGGAGAUUCCCCAGGACUUCAGUAGCUUGCUCCGUGCUCAGGGCAUCGAGUUGAUGAGUUUGAAUGUCGUGGAGGGGAGUUUUGUGGCUGCGGUUGAUACGAAUAAGGGACGGGAGGUGUUGAGGAAAGGGGCUCUGCAUGUUGUUAGAUGA